AUGUUACAGGAGCUGUCAACCGAUAAGGAUCCGCCAACAGGGAAUUAUACAAGUCAGCAGGAAAUGAGCUACAAGGAGAAGCAAGACGCACCCUAUGCUCCAACAGAGAAUCCACCACAUUCACGGGCUUAUCUGUCUAGUCAGGGUUUCGAAGAAAGGAGUGUGGCCUUCUCCAUUGGAUUUCUAAGAAUCUUCUCUGUUACAUCAGAAACAGUUAAUGGAGACGCUCGUACCCAGGAUAGCAAACCAAGUGGGUUGCAUUUAACAAGUAAUGCAUCCUUCCCGACAGUUGUAUCCUGUUUCCGCCCUUAUCCACCAGGUUUGAAUGAGGCGACUUUUGAGCUACAGGGGGGGUAUACAUAUACUAUCAGGGAUAUGGUUCAGGAUGCAGACCUCGAUAGGGCGGUUAUUAAGUGGAACGAUGCUUAUGAGACCUCUAUGCAAGAACAGCGAGAAAAAUUUGGAAAAUGUGAAAGAGAUAAAUUCGCUGGUUUUUAA
This is a messenger RNA of Trichophyton rubrum CBS 118892, 498 nucleotides long. RefSeq lists its product as uncharacterized. The transcript is spliced from 2 exons. The record is from RefSeq and is a predicted model, not a curated record. The coding region runs from base 1 to 498 and encodes 165 amino acids. Lineage: Eukaryota; Fungi; Ascomycota; Eurotiomycetes; Onygenales; Arthrodermataceae.